Molecule: messenger RNA, 2217 nt
Organism: Erpetoichthys calabaricus (reedfish)
Lineage: Eukaryota; Metazoa; Chordata; Cladistia; Polypteriformes; Polypteridae
Product: tripartite motif-containing protein 16-like
Exons: 6
Coding region: 608-1684 (358 amino acids)
Molecular function (GO): protein binding
Source: RefSeq, a predicted model, not a curated record
GAUUUGUUUAUAAGCUAAAACAAAACUGUGAUGAUCAGCUACAGACUCCAUGCCUACAGGUGUGCUUAUAUGUCAUGACAAGCCGUGUUGCUUGUUUAACUUUCAUUUUUUCAGAAGUCACGCCCAUGUGGUGAGUCAGGAUGGAAUUCCCGUGUAACGGCAGCAGUUCAUCCUUCCCUUCAUGUUGAGCAGUCAUCUUGCUCAGUGUGUCUGAAGAUGCUGAAGGUGCCACUCAUCCUCAGAUGAGGACACCACUGUCUGGACUCUAUUAAGGGCUCGUCAAACUAGGCCGACACAGAAGGGAUUGACAACGUCAUUGGUGCAAGUGGUCAUUUAAUACGAGGUGUGAGAUUCACUGAGAUGUUUCAGAGAAGCUAAAAGACACAAAAGUCAGUGUCACCAUCUCAGAGUUCUGAACUGAUGAUGUGCUCUGCAGUGUGUGAAUGAGAACAAGGAAGGCUGUUAAGAUCUAUCUGACCUGUGUGGCUUCUUACGGUGAGAUCACAGCAGUCUGAAGGCUUCAGAACACACAAACAAGAGGAGCUGAUUGGGAACCUGGAAGGGAAAAUCUGCAAAAAUAAACAUCAGGAAGCCCUGCUGAGAACCCAUGAGACCUGCGUCUGUUCAGUCUGGUGAGCACAGGAGUCCUGGCACAGAGACAAUGGAUGAAGAAAGAGCUCGGAGGCAGAGUCAUUUGGAGUACAUGAGGGCAGAAGUAAAGAAAAGAAUUCAGGAGAAAGAGAAGAAACUGGAGGAGAAGCAGCAGACAUUACUAAGCAUGGGGAUCGUUCAGAGUAUGAGGUCAGAGAUCCCCGGGUCUAUGGCAGUUCAAAAACUGAGGAAAGUGAGAAAGACUAGAGAGCUCAUUGAGCGACUGCAGAAGGAGAUCAAGGUGCUGAAGAUGCGAGAUGCUGAACUGGAUGAGCGACCACAGACAGAGAACAACAUCCACUUCCUCCAGAACUUCUUGUAUUUCUGUGUUCCUCCUGGAGAUGAAAACCUCACUGGGAUCCCCAAGAUUCUGCAGACUCAGAGUCCAAAAGAGAAUGGCAACCAGGAGUUUCUGCAGAUGAAUAAGACCAGGGUCAACACUCCAUGCUAUCGCCUUCAAAAUGUCAGAGAAAGAGAUCAACUUUUGCAGUACUCCUGCCCGCUCAACUUGGACCCCAGCACAGCUAACAGAUGGCUUCAUCUGUCUGAUGGAAACAAGAAGGUGACAUUUGGGGCAACAGUGUCCUCCUAUCCUGACCAUCCCGACAGAUUUGACUGGUGGUUCCAAGUUCUGUGCAAAGAGGCUCUGUGUGGGACCCACUGUUACUGGGAGGUCGAGUGGAGUGGAGAGAAGGUCGAGAUUGGAGUUGCAUAUAAAGGAAUCAGCAGGAAAGGAUAUGAUUACCAGGGUCUAUUUGGACGCAAUGACAAGUCCUGGAGUUUGUCCUGCUCUUAUUCCAGUUACACUGCAUGUCACAAUAAGACAAAGACUCAAAUCACAGCCCCUAGCUGUGGUAGAAUAGGUGUGCAUCUGGACUGUCCCAAUGGUGCUCUGUCCUUUUAUAGCAUCUCAGACAGAAUGACCCUCCUGCACAGGUUUGGUAUUUUCUCCACUGUGCCUCUCCAUGCUGGGUUUUGGGUUGCUCCAAACUCCAGUGUGACAAUCUGCUCUCUGAACCCAUGUGAUCACUGAUUGGUGGCGUCUGCAGGGCACGUCAUGUCUUCUGUCACAACUGUGAGCCCACUUUCAUUGCAUAGACAUCAAGCUAAAUAUCCUUGGACAUUAGGUGGCCCCUUCCUUAACCCAAAUUUCAUCUUAGUAUUCUCAAUGACCACAAAGUGGCGCUCUCUUAAUAGUUUAAAAUUUAAACUGAACCCAAAAUACAAUAACAUGUAAAACUAUGGGUGCAAAUGUCACAAGAGUCAACUCCAUAUCAGCCAGAAUUUGAAAUCCUAAUUCAGUCUGUAGUCAUUAAAAUAGCGAGUGUGAAUCAGACUUCAGUAAUGACGGAUAAACUCAUCUGAAUUUUGUUCUCCCUUCUUGACUCUGGUCUGGUUUUGUAUUCAUUCAUUGUUUUCUUUUCUGUCUUAAUUUCUUGUAUAAUCAGCCACACAUUUCUGAGAAUUUUGUUUUGAUUGGCUGGACUGCCUUCCGCAGACACAUGUGAAAACCUGGAGAUCACAGUGGUCAAGUUUCAGCCUCGAUCAUUCUGUUUCAUUGUUUUU